AUGAAAUGCACAAUUGUAUUGACAUUAGUCUAUUAUGCCAUUAUGGCAUCGGCUGCAAAAACCAUCUUACUUUCUAAUGAUGAUGGCUGGGCCUCCACUUAUAUUAGAGCUGCAUACCGGGAUCUUAAGGAUGCUGGUUACAAUGUGAUUUUGGUGGCACCGGUAUCUCAAAGAUCAGGAUACGGUGGAAAAUUCGAUGUUCCUACUUCCAAGACUCUUGAAACUGAAGGAGAAUUUAGUUACGUUAAAAAGGGUGCACCUUCUUGGGACCAUGAAAAAGACGACCAAAAUAUCUGGUAUUUCAAUGGUACUCCUGCCUCGUGUAUUUCGUUCGCUUUGGACUAUUUGCUUCCUGAGAAGUUUGACAAUGUUACACCCGAUUUGGUGGUUGCUGGACCUAACGAGGGUCCUAAUUUGAGUCCUGGUUUCUACACUGCUUCUGGAACCAUGGGAGCGGUUUAUAAUGCCAUUUACCGAGGAAUUCCCGCCAUUUCGUUCCUGGGUUCUGAUUUCAACAACUCUUUUUUCAAAGACUCGCUCGACGAUUCCAAAUCCAAUCCCGCCAAUAUCUACUCCAAAAAAGUUGUGGAGUUGACGAAAAAGGUAAUUGACGGAGGUAUGCCCGCUAUCACCGGUAUAAACGUCAAUUUCCCCAAAGUAGGCACGCUUUUGGGCAAGGAUGAUCCUUCGUGUGACGACCCCAAAUGGCAAUUUGGCAGGAUGAUGGGCAAAGGAGUGUUUGUUCAGAACAUGAAGUACAAUCUGGACCUGGGACUUAUGGAGUGGGGCACGAAAUACUUUGACAAUAUUCUGAAAGAUUGCGACAGUGGAGACUGUGGAUUAACAGCGGAAUACGAUAUUUACCUCAAAAACAAUUGCAGUACAUCAGUCAGUGUUUUCACUGUGGAUUACGACACCACGUUACUGACAUCCAACACCGUCAAAAAACUACUUGGGUUUUAG
Meyerozyma guilliermondii ATCC 6260 is the source of this 963-nucleotide messenger RNA. RefSeq names its product Pho100p (gene PHO100). The transcript has a single exon. Gene Ontology annotation, molecular function: nucleotidase activity. Bases 1 to 963 code for a protein of 320 amino acids. Lineage: Eukaryota; Fungi; Ascomycota; Pichiomycetes; Serinales; Debaryomycetaceae. The record is from RefSeq and is a predicted model, not a curated record.